AUGGGCCUGCCAGUGCGGGCGGGCGCAUCCGCAACCUACCACAAUAACAACCACGCUUAUGGUGAUGGUGGCGCCAAGCACACCCUGCCCCGUCGGGCGGGAAAGUGGAGCAUCACUUGGGAUGAAAUUGCGCUCUCCCCAAAGCUGUACCUCGCCUGGAAGCGCCAAGGCCUGGAAGCGCCCCUUAAGGCUGGCGGGACCCACCCAAGCUCCCCCCCGUCAUCCAAUCACCCCGGACCACCACCAUCCCCCAGGGUCUCACGCUCUCCUCGGCUCUGGAAGAACGCUGUUGCCUACGCCAUCAUCGUGGCUGGUGUCGUUGCAUGUGAGGCUGGUUAUGCAUGGCCAUGA
This is a messenger RNA of Aspergillus costaricaensis CBS 115574, 351 nucleotides long. RefSeq lists its product as uncharacterized. The coding region runs from base 1 to 351 and encodes 116 amino acids. The record is from RefSeq and is a predicted model, not a curated record. NCBI's taxonomy places the organism in Eukaryota, Fungi, Ascomycota, Eurotiomycetes, Eurotiales, Aspergillaceae. The transcript is spliced from 2 exons.